AUGGCAACAAAGUACGUUGUCCGUUCGAUACCCCGAAUCUCCCUGGCCGAUUUCGACCAGCGCAUCGACGAGAUCACUGCGGACCUUGUCCUCGCCGCCGAGAAUGUCGGCUUCUUCACGAUUGUCGAUCAUGGUAUCUCCACCGAUGAGAUCGAGACCAUGUUCGCGACCGCUGAGCGCUUCUUCAACCUCCCCGACGACGUCAAGGCCACCGUGCCGUGGAAUCCCAACAACGUCGGAUGGGAAAAGAAGUCCCAAGUCAGGCCAUCUACAGGCCAACCGGACACCAAGGAAUCCUACCAGUUACAGUUUGGAGAGAACAUGACCAACAUGUGGCUGGACGAUGUCCACCUCGCCGGGUUUCGAACAACCUCCUUGACGUUCAUGCAUCGCGUGCAGGCAGUGUCGGAACAAUUGAUGCGAUGUUUUGCACGCGGGCUCGGUUUUCCGGAAGAGUACUUCAUCCAGUGUCAUGAUGUGUCUCGUCCCAAUGAACAGACGACCAUGCGACUGCUGCAUUACUUUGCUCUCCCGGAAACGCCUGACGGGAACACGUACCAUCGCGCAGGUGCCCACGCCGACUGGGAUUUCCUGACGUUGCUGUUUCAGAAGGACGGGCAAAGCGGACUGGAAAUAUGUCCCGGUCGCGAGGCUGUGACGGAGUUUGGGAUCGGCGAUGAAUGGACUCGCGUGGAGGCGCGCACGGGUGAGAUCGUCUGCAACAUUGGGGACCUGCUCAUGUCGUGGUCGGAUGAUCGCUUCAAAUCGACGUUUCACCGUGUGAAAGCUCCGUCCGAGCCGGGGGAUUACUAUGGCGAUCGGUACAGCAUUGCAUAUUUUAAUCAGCCGUGCAAGGACGCGCUCAUCCAGGGACCGAAGAAGAAGUAUCCGAUGCUGACCGGGGAGCAGUUUAAUGCGCAGGCCAUGCAAAGAAAUUUUGCUGCCUUGCAGGAGAAACUGAAGGCCAUGGCGGCGUCAGCCUGA
Aspergillus bombycis is the source of this 984-nucleotide messenger RNA. RefSeq names its product isopenicillin N synthase family dioxygenase. The record is from RefSeq and is a predicted model, not a curated record. Lineage: Eukaryota; Fungi; Ascomycota; Eurotiomycetes; Eurotiales; Aspergillaceae. Bases 1 to 984 code for a protein of 327 amino acids. The transcript has a single exon. Gene Ontology annotation, molecular function: dioxygenase activity.